UGGAGAAGGGCGCGAGAUAGAAAUCCGGGAGCGCGGACAUCUAGGGGACUCCGCUCCAGCUGGUUUCAAGCUGCAACGUUACCAUUCAACAACAGCGGCCACCACCACUGGCCUCCUCAGAAAGACAAUAAACACGCGGAAUACAAGGACAUAAUACCAAAUAUACACGCACAUGACGAGCAGGGGCAGCAGUAUAUAUCGCCGUCUGACCGUAAACAACAGAAACAGAGGGAAAUGUCUUGGUGGCCGCGCGGUGAGGAUGGGGAGGAGGCCAUGCAUCCAGACACCGAUUCUGAUGUGGCAGAGCAGAGAGACGGUGGGAAAGUGAAGGUGAAAUGGACACAAGAGGAGGAUGACAAGCUCAAGGCCCUGGUUCAAAAACUGGGACCAAAUGAUUGGAAAUAUAUUGCCACCUACAUACCAAAUCACACUGAGCACCAGUGCCAGCACCGCUGGUUUAAGAUCUUGGAUCCAGAGCUGGUUAAAGGCCCUUGGACCAAAGAGGAGGAUGAGAAGGUUAUAGAGCUUGUUAAUCUCUACGGCAACAAACAGUGGGCAAUGGUAGCGAAGCAUCUGAAGGGCAGACUGGGGAAGCAGUGUAGAGAGCGUUGGCACAACCACCUCAAUCCAAAUGUGAAAAAGUCAUCAUGGACAGCAGAGGAGGACCUCAUCAUCUACAAGGCUCACUGUCUGCUCGGAAACCGCUGGGCUGAGAUCGCCAAGCUGCUCCCUGGAAGAACGGAUAAUGCAGUGAAGAAUCACUGGAAUUCAACCAUCAAACGGAAAUUAGAGAUGGGCUUCUAUGCUGGGGAGGUCUUCAGGCCAAAUGAACUUGAAGAGCUGUUGGCCCGUGUUAAUAAAGAUGUGCAGAUGCCCAGUUGCUCACAGGAUGGUGCAGAAAAAGAUCCAGAGCAGAAAACGCAUCCCUCAUUGCAGGAGAUGCCUGUCUCGGCCUCAGUUCAAGCCGGCCCCAGCAAGGCAGGGCCAUCAAAGUCUUCGUCCUCUCCAAAGGACAGUCUAAGCCCCAAGACUGAAGCAGACACCUCAGGAGAAAUGAGCGUUACCAACUGGGUGGUGGACAGCUCCGGCUUUCUCUCCCCUACUGGCCCAGCACUGAAGGAAGUACUGGACAUGGUGGAUGGGGAUCUUGAUGGCUGGUGCAACCUAGCUGCCUUCGACCUGCCUGAGGACAGCCCGAGCCCAGAGCGCCACCAGUUUCGUUUGGAGGGCAGCGCCUUGCAGGAGUUAAGCAAAGGCCACAAGGGAGAGCUCAUCCCUAUCUCUCCUGGAGGGGUCACUCCGCCCUCCAUACUGAACCGCCGGAGUCGGAGACGCAUCGCCUUGUCUCCGGAUGCCAAUAAUUCCAUGACUCCCAAGAGCACUCCUGUCAAGAUCUUGCCCUUUUCUCCAUCGCAAUUCCUCAACAUGUGGACCAAGCAGGAUACUCAUGACCUGGAGAACCCGUCUCUCACAUCCACGCCAGUGUGCAGCCAGAAAGCCAUUGUUACUACACCACUACAGCGUGACAAGACCCCCCUCACCAAGAAGGAAAAUUCAGUAUUUGUUACACCCAACCACAAGUCUGACCUCUGUACGACCCCACGAACUCCAACACCGUUCAAAAAUGCCAUGGAGAAGUACGGGCCUCUGCAGCCUCUGCCUCAGACUCCGAACCUUGAAGAUGACAUAAAUGAGGUCAUCUUAAGAGACUCUGGGAUUGAUCUGAUCGUUGUACGUUCACCUCCGCCUGAGCAAAGACGCAAAACAAUGCAUCGGCCUCCGAUGAAGAAAGUACGGAAGUCAUUGGCCUUAGAUGUCGCAGCCUGCCCGGUGACACCUACAUCCAAACGCAAAUCCAUCAAAAUUGAAGCCAAACACACCAUCAAGGAAGAGCCGGUACUAGUUUCUCUCAGCUCCUCCUCAUUCUGCAGUAAGCGGCAUGAGAAUAUUUUGGAUCAGGGCUUCCUUCUGGGACCUAGUGAUAGUGCCAUAUUUCCCAGCACAGCGCCUCCAGUUCCAAUGUCAAAAGAGUGGGAGACAGUUGUUUGUGGACAGACUAAAGACCAGCUCAUAAUGACGGAGAAAGCAAGACGCUACCUGCGCUCACUAAAAUCCCACGCUCCCAACCGUGCCCUGAUUCUGUCCUGAGACAUGUCUCAUCUUUACACCAUGUUACUUGUGCAGAACUUAAUGUUGCUCUUUCCCCCCUGUAGUUUUUGCUGUUGUAAUAUGUGAUGGAGAAAAGGAACAUGUCGUGCAGGUUUAGUACGGUUUUUGAACAAGUCAUUGCCAAUUAAAACACUGACAAUAUGGUGCUUUUAGACUUAGUUUCAUUCCAGUUGCCUUGUGCAAGGCUUGAGAAAGAAGUUCUGAAUCACAUGUCAGUAUAUUGUGACUUAAACAUGAAAAGAACAAUGAAUGUAAAAUUAAAAUAUCACGGCUUUAUACUUUUGCUAUCACUGAAAAGGCAUGGUUUUACAUUGCAUAAUGUGUCUGUAAUUUAACAUUUUUUAAAGUUGUGAGGAGUCCAAAGACUCAGGUUGCACCUCCAUAUCUUAAAUUCUGAUGUAUAACUUGAAUACGGAGUAAAUUCAUAGGUUGAUCAGUCAUGCAUUUAGAGACAAGGGGUCCAUGUUGAAAAUGUAACAUUGUGUUGUUGAAAGAUCAGUUUAGCAUGUGUCUAGAUUUAAAAGUGAAGACCUCGGGGGGAAUUAGAUGUCUGCUGAAAAAGUGAUAGUGACUGCAGCGCACAUCAGUAAUCCAUCAAGGUGAUUUAUUGAGAUCCAACCAAGUACUGAGAAGUGCUUUGGGAAGGUUUGUUACUGUAUCCAUGUAGUUGUGAUGUCAGAGGCAUGGGUGCUUUACCACCGUUGAUGGCAAGAGUAUUAUGUGAUUGUCACUGUUUGUAAAUAUGUAGUGUUGUAUGUUUUUACUUCAUCAUACAGCAUUUUGUUAAAAAUUUAAUAAAAUACCAGUA
Epinephelus fuscoguttatus (brown-marbled grouper) is the source of this 2977-nucleotide messenger RNA. RefSeq names its product v-myb avian myeloblastosis viral oncogene homolog-like 2b (gene mybl2b). The transcript has 15 exons. Bases 235 to 2148 code for a protein of 637 amino acids. The record is from RefSeq and is a predicted model, not a curated record. Gene Ontology annotation, cellular component: nucleus. Gene Ontology annotation, biological process: regulation of DNA-templated transcription. Lineage: Eukaryota; Metazoa; Chordata; Actinopteri; Perciformes; Serranidae. Gene Ontology annotation, molecular function: RNA polymerase II cis-regulatory region sequence-specific DNA binding; DNA-binding transcription factor activity, RNA polymerase II-specific.